Molecule: messenger RNA, 1185 nt
Organism: Thlaspi arvense
Lineage: Eukaryota; Viridiplantae; Streptophyta; Magnoliopsida; Brassicales; Brassicaceae
Source: the annotation of a GenBank genome assembly
AUGGAGAUGGAGAAAAUGCAAAACCCUAAUUCUCAUGAGCGUCUCGAAUCGUGGUCGGAUCAUCCUCUGGUUCUCUUGAAUUCGGUUUUGGAACGCCUCAGCUUUGCUAAUUUCCAACGAGCUAAAUCCGUAUGCACCUCUUGGCACUUUGUUUCAAGACAAUGCGUGCCCAAAAGCAAACAGAUCCAUUGGCUGAUUCUCUUCCCUGAAGACAACGACAACAACAGCAACAACAAUUAUUCUUGCAGGUUGUUCAAUCCCGAGGAAAAAGACAAACUCUACAAAACGCAAGAUCUAGGUUUGGAAUUUGCAAGGAGUGAUUGUAUAGCAACCUAUGGAAGUUGGCUCCUUAUGCGAGAUUCUCUGUGUAACCUCUACAUUCUGAAUCUGUUUACCCUCGAGAGGAUCAAUCUACCUCCUACGGAGUCACAAACCGGAAUGAUCACGAAGCUGGAGCGAACCUUAGACGGUUGGUUUCGCGUUACAAGUCACAACGGGAAAAAAGACAGAGGAUUUAGUAUGCGAUACCCUGUGCUUUGGAUUGAUGAGAAAACCAAAGAUUAUGUUGUUCUAUGGGGGCUUGGAGAUUUGUGUGUGGUUUAUUCCAAGAAAGGAGAUACCUCGUGGAAUCAAAUCCCGGAUACUUCAGGUUGUCGUAACGUGAUUUACAAGGAUUCCAAGCUUUACAUCUUAAGCUUAUUCUAUGAUUCUGCCCUAAUCUUCGAUUUCUCUGGAGAGAUUCCACAAAGAAAGUUUAUCCGUUUUCUUCCUCUUGAAACUGGGAAGUAUGGUAUCCUUCUGGAUUCACUCGUAGUCACAGUAACAGGAGAUGUCCUCACGGUUAGAAAGAUAUGGAGGCGGAGGUCUAGUACCUGGUCUUUCCGGAUUUACAAGGAUUGUUCAUCAGGAUUCGAGAAGAAAUACGAACUGAUUCAUUCUCUGGGUGACGAGUCAAUGUGCUCGCCGAUGACACUAAUGGGUUCAUUAGAAACUCUAUCUAUUUCAGUGUUGAAGAUAUUGUACUUGUUGAGUAAUCAUGUGAGUUCUAAUCAUGAAGAUAACACAAAUGGUGUCUUUUUCUUUAAUCUCGAGACAUGGGAGACGGAACCGCUGCACAAAUUUGAUUCUUCUCCAGUUCAACUCUCUAGCGCUCAAUGGUUCUUACCAAGUUGUACGCAUACAUGA